Striga hermonthica is the source of this 309-nucleotide messenger RNA. The record is from the annotation of a GenBank genome assembly. NCBI's taxonomy places the organism in Eukaryota, Viridiplantae, Streptophyta, Magnoliopsida, Lamiales, Orobanchaceae.
AUGAUUCGAGCAGCAACAAAGCGGGGGGUCUCCUUGUUGUGUUCUAACUCACUGAGUUAUCAGCUGCAACAAUGGCGAGGCAUCCGAGUUAAGGUUCGAAAUAACAAUUUAGAUCAGGCAUUGGCUUUAAUGCAGAGGAAGAUGCAAUCCAGCGGCAUCGAGCGCAUGAUAAGGAAUGAACAAACUUGCCACAUUAAAAACUCCGAGAAGCGUGUUCUAGCUAAGAAGAAUUUGGAGCGCAAGAUUCGUGCACAAGACCUCGCCCGCAAGCUCAAAAUGAUUCUCGUGCAGAAAGUCAGGGGUCUGUAA